Tarenaya hassleriana is the source of this 4895-nucleotide messenger RNA. RefSeq names its product Fanconi anemia group J protein. NCBI's taxonomy places the organism in Eukaryota, Viridiplantae, Streptophyta, Magnoliopsida, Brassicales, Cleomaceae. Gene Ontology annotation, molecular function: ATP binding; DNA binding; DNA helicase activity. The record is from RefSeq and is a predicted model, not a curated record. Gene Ontology annotation, cellular component: nucleus. Gene Ontology annotation, biological process: nucleotide-excision repair; double-strand break repair involved in meiotic recombination. The transcript is spliced from 30 exons. The coding region runs from base 104 to 4015 and encodes 1303 amino acids.
UUUUCCCGCCAAUUACCUUCACCGUCUCCCUUCCCUCUGAAGCUCUCGAGCUUCUACUUCUCUUUGAUUCCUGACCACAUCCACUGUACGGACGACGGGGAAGAUGGUGUUUACAACCGCCGUAUCGGAGCCGAAGCAUGAUCUCAAGCGGAGCCUUAGCUCGAGAAACCCUAAAAAUGUCUACCCAAUUGGAGGCAUCCAAGUUGAGUUCCCGUACCAGCCAUACGGAACCCAGCUCGCGUUCAUGAGCCGAGUCAUAGCCACGCUUGAUCGCGCGCAGAGGGAAGGCCAUUGCCAUGCGCUGCUCGAGUCGCCGACCGGUACGGGCAAAUCUCUGUCGCUGCUUUGCUCGGUUCUGGCAUGGCAUCAGAACUACAAAUUACGGCUCCAGUUGGGCAUUGCCUCUCAAUCGAAACCGGCUCCGGAGGCAUUAGCCGAUCCUCUGAAUCACGGAGGCGGGUUUAUUCCGGAAACGCAGCCCUCAAGUACUCUUCCCGGGAAUCAGGAACAAGUUCAAGCUUCAGCAAACAAGAAAACAAAGAUACCAACUAUAUACUACGCAUCGCGAACACAUUCUCAAAUUUCUCAAGUAAUACGUGAAUAUCGGAAAACCGCAUACAGAGUACCCAUGGCAGUGUUGGCUUCAAGGAAACAUUACUGUACCAAUCGACAUGUGCAAGGGAAAGAGAAUGUGGAUGACGAGUGCCGGCUGCUCCUUAAAGAUAAGCAAAACAUACAAUGUCCUGAGUUCAAGAAUGUCCAUAAAGUCACAGGCCAUCCAUCACUUCAGAAGGGAGGUUAUAAUGAGGUUCAUGAUAUCGAAGAUCUUGUGAAAAUUGGAAAAAAUGUGAAAGGCUGCCCAUAUUAUGCAGCAUGGUCAAUGUCUGGUGACGCACAAUUGGUAUUUUGCCCUUACUCCUACAUAAUUAAUCCUGUCGUUCGAGCUGGAGUUGAAGUAGAUUUGAAAGGAGCAAUUAUAAUUUUUGAUGAAGCUCACAAUAUGGAAGACAUUGCUCGUGAUGCUGGUAGCAGUAACAUUGAAGAAGAUACUCUAUUCAAAUUGCAGAGUGAACUGGAGCAGAUGAGCUUGGUGCAACCAAUGACAUAUCAGCCCCUGUAUGAGAUAGUAGAGGGGUUGAUAAGCUGGAUAGGACGAAACAAAGAUUUUCUAGCAAAACGCGAUUUUCAACACUAUUUCUCCAGCUGGACUGGAAAUAAUGCUUUAAGAGAGCUCCAGGGAUGUAAUAUUACUCAAGAGUGCUUCCCUAUCUUACUUGAAUGUGCCACAAAGGCAAUCAGAGCGUCAAAGGAAGCAGAGACGGAGCCAAACGUGCCUCAUUUGAGUGGGAUAUCUGUCUUAACAUUGGAAGCAUUGUUCGCUUCCCUUACAUAUUUCUUUUCAAGAAAUGGAAGUCACAUCCUUGACUACCAGCUGGGUUUACAACGUUAUAUGAAAAGAGGAGAUCCUCUUAAAACAUGGACGCAUACCUUCAGCUUAUGGUGCAUGAAUCCGUCUGUUGUUUUCAAAGAUCUUGCUGAUCUCUCUAUGUCAAUCAUUUUAACAUCUGGGACUUUGUCACCGAUGGAUUCUUUCUCAUCUGAACUCGGAAUGCAGUUUGGCUCUUGUUUAGAGGCUCCACAUGUGAUUGACAUCGAUUCACAGGUGUGGGCUUCUGCAAUCUUCAAUGGUCCUGAUAAUUAUCCUCUAAAUGCAAGUUAUAAAACAGCUGGUGCAUACUCAUUCCAGGAUGCUCUAGGCAAAGCCUUGGAAGAAAUUUGUACAAUUGUACCAGGUGGCUCUCUUGUAUUCUUCCCAAGUUAUAAGUUGAUGGAAAAACUGUGCAGUCGUUGGCAGGAAACUGGACAAUGGUCUCGGCUCAGCUUGAAAAAGACCCUUUUUAUUGAGCCAAGAGGUGGAGCCCAGGAAAAGUUUGAGCCAGUUCUGAAGGGUUAUUAUGAUGCUAUACGUGGAAAAAACAAACCCUCGAUUGGAAGAAAGAAAAAGGCUAAGAAAACAGGGCCUGAUACGACUGAGACUCAAGAUGGAUCCAAGAAAGGAGCCGCAUUUCUUGCUGUCUGUAGAGGAAAGGUUUCAGAAGGAAUUGACUUUGCCGAUGACAAUGCCAGGGCAGUGAUAAUCGUUGGCAUUCCGUUUCCAAACAUAAACGAUAUUCAAGUCGGGUUAAAGAAGAAAUAUAACGAUACGUACAAAACAUCCAAAAACCUUCUUGGAGGAAGUGACUGGUACUGCCACCAGGCUUUCCGAGCUCUAAAUCAAGCAGCAGGGCGCUGUAUCCGGCAUAGAUUUGAUUAUGGUGCCGUCAUUUUAUUAGAUGAGCGGUACAGAGAAGAAAGGAUUAGAUCACACAUUUCAAAGUGGCUUAGACAGUCUAUCAAACAGUAUGAAAACUUUGACACGUCCUUGGAAGGGUUGAGAUCCUUUUUCGACAAUGUCAAGGAACGAGUUAAUGGUAAGAUGGUAAGCUCCCAAGAUCCUAUUGCUGAAGAGAAAUCUCCCUCAGUAAACCAAAGCAAAGAGUGCAGAAGAAAGGAAAAUCAGAAGUUGGACAAAUUUAGUCUCUGUGAACCAAAAGACAUUUCAGGUAGGAAGGUGAUUGAUGUAGAGGAGUACACGAAUGUGGAGCCAAAAGAUUCUUCUGUGAUUGAAAGCAAGAAAAUUUUAGAGCAAAGAAAUGAGAAACCAAAAUUGACUGAGCAUUUGAGAUUCGUGCAAGCUUCUAUUUCUAAAUAUGGAACCUCCGUCUCCCAACUAGCUUCUCUAGGUGAUAAACCUGCCCAGAAAUUUUUGCAAGCUAAAAAGGAGACAGAAUGUUGCAAAGAAUUCAUUGAUGUAGAUCAUGGUUUCCAAGAAGAUCCCAGGUAUUGUGAGGCAUCGUCAAUGACCGAUUGUGGUGAGGAUCCAGAAGCAUCUUUUGUUAGGGAAACCCCUAGCAUGAUCAAUGGUACUUCUGCAGCUAGUCCAUGUUCACCAUUGACAUAUGGAAGUCCUAGUCCUACAAUAGCUCAGACAUCUGCGGGGUCCCCUGGUCGAUUUUUAGAGCACCAUCUAUCUGCCACAAGUUUCAUAAAAUCUCCUCUUAUAACCGAGUCUGCGGCCGUAGUCACUCCCGAAAGAUAUUCUACUGGUAACAUUCGCAACAUGAUACAAGAAUCCGAGUCAUCUUUGAGCAUGAGUGUGAAUUCUCGUACUUCAAAGAGGAGAAAGCCCAGCAGCUCACCAUUUAUUGAUCUCGUUGAGGACGAAAACCAUGGUGCAACCAAUGCUGGACCUCCAGAUUGCAUGAGUUUUACGAGAAGAAUCGAGUACGGGCUUGAGGGUACCUCUGUUGAACAAUUACGACAGAGGUCAAAUGUUCUACGGAAAGUCGAAGUGAACAAUAAUAUAUCAUCUACUGUUCCAAUGGUGGAUCAGAGAUUACAGGUAUCUUGUUCACUCUGCAGAAGCCCUUUAGGUUGUCCCGAGAGUCAUUUAUAUCUCAAUUGCUCCUUGACUUCAUCAUUCAAGACAUACUUGCUGUCUCUCCUGAAAGAAACGACCGAAAAAACAGAUAUGCCAACAAGUGUUUCAGUUCUCGUGACCGACAGUUCAUCAGUUGAUCAGCGAGUCUGUAGAAGAACACUGGAAGGAGCAGGACAGGGUAUUUGGUGCGAGCAAGAUGGAUGUGUCUUCAACAAUAUCUUCUGUCCCUUUUGUAGUAACCCAGACAACUGCCUUGGAGUGCAGGUCAUGGCAACUGAUUCAUCAAAUGUCCAGUUGCUGAGCAAAAUAUUAUUCUUUUCCGAUCGCCUAGAAGUUGGGAACUCUAUAGCAACCCAGGAAUACGUUGAGAAGGAAAAGGAGCCCCUUCCAGAGAAAAAAACUGCGGCGGAUAAAGGCAAUGUCUUGAAAUCCAUAGAGAGUUAUGCUUAUUCCCCAAGACAGCAAGAAUCAGGAGGCUGGAGAACUACAAAAUCAAAGCUGAGACUACCGAAACGAGAUAUGCCCUCGAGAUGAAUGAUGUUGUCGUCAACUGGUGCAAGGGGAAUACGAUGUAUCGGUGGUUUCGCUUGUUUUACUGACAUAGCAAUACAGGUGUAUGUUCAAAGGGCAGGCCAUGAGGCAAAGGAAGGGGCCUUGUUUCCAAACCUUAUAUGAGCCGUGACACAUUGUGGGCCCCUCCCCCCCGGCUCAGAAUUUGAGCUAAAAGCAUUGCGGCGCUUUGUGUGUGUGGCCUCAGCUUUCUUCAAAGACAGCAGCAGCAGGAGGAUGGGAAGCACCAAGUAAGAGCCUUCCACAUGGUUUAAUUUUAAGCAGGACGAACAUUGGUUUCAUCACUUCAUUGUCAAUCUAACGUCAUCUUUGAUAUACUGAGGGCCUCAAAAUGGUGAGAUUUACAUAAUUCAUUCGAUCCGUAGCAUAUCUUACACAUUGUAAAUGAAUACAAUAUACGGCGCUAUGAUGCAAAUCUGAAUUCAGGGGUGAAGGUCAGUCAGUCUUGAAGAAUUAAGCACGGACAUUAGUAUACAGUCUUAAAGAAAUGCAAUAAUCGUAUAAUGGAGUAUGCGUGAGCUGCUGCUCUCGAAAGGCGGCGAUGCAUGAGGGACCCCAUGGCAGCGUGUGAGCUAAAACUCGGUCACUACCGCUCUGUUAAUCUCCAAAAGUCAAAUCAGGGCUUAAUAACGGUUUGCUUGGCUUCAUUUGAACGACUUCUUUUGGAAACAUACACAAAUCAAAACAGCGUACAAUACAAAUAAAAAAGGAAACAGCCUAAAUUGUAAAUCAGAAUGUCAAAGAGUACACACAGAGCUGCAAAUUACCCCCACAUCUACACAACAACUCCUAUUCCCCUUUUCCCGCAGUGAGGGCAAAAACCCUAAAAUCAUCCAACAAACCC